Molecule: messenger RNA, 1878 nt
Organism: Ananas comosus (pineapple)
Lineage: Eukaryota; Viridiplantae; Streptophyta; Magnoliopsida; Poales; Bromeliaceae
Product: probable chromo domain-containing protein LHP1
Exons: 5
Coding region: 126-1457 (443 amino acids)
Biological process (GO): heterochromatin formation
Cellular component (GO): nucleus
Source: RefSeq, a predicted model, not a curated record
CCGCAUCGCAUCCCUCUUCGCGUGGUCCCUGCACUCUCCCUCUCCUUCUCUCUCUCUCUCUCUUCGACCAUCGCCAUUUUUGCGGCCGAGGAGGAGGAGGAGGAGGAGAAGAGGAGAGCGAUGCGAUGAGGGGCGCCAGGAAGAAGAAGAAGAUCGCGGCGGAGGUUGGCGCAGAGCACCACCAGAAGCAGAAGCCGCAGGAGGAGGAGGAGGAGGAGGAGGAGGACGACGACGACGAAGAGGAGGAAGAGGAGGAGGAGAAAGAAGAAGAGGAAGAAGAAGAAGAAGAAGAAGAAGAAGAAGAAGAGGAGGAGGAGGAGGAGGAGGAGGAGGAGGAGGAGGAGAAAGGAGAAGAGGAGGGUAAGGAGGAGGAGGAGGAUCGGGGAGCGCCGAAGCUCGAAGAUGGUUUCUACGAGAUCGAAGACAUCAGGAAGAAGAGGGUUCGCAAGGGCCAAACCCAGUACCUCAUCAAAUGGCGUGGAUGGCCGGAAUCGGCGAACACAUGGGAGCCCUACGACAACAUCGAGUCGUGCAAGGACAUGAUCGAGGCCUUCGAAGAGAGGUCGCGAUUCCCCAGAUCUUCCCGGAAGCGCCGGCGCAAGCGCGGGGCCCCGCACUUCAUCGCCAAGAAGAAGCGCUCCUCCUCCGCACCAGCUGCCGACAAAUCCCCCGCCGAGCAUCCAGCUUCGGUUGCCGUAGUCGACGGAGACGGCAGGGACAUGACGACCGAAGCUUGCAUUGCUGCCGGACGGGAGGAGGGCUUGGUAGGUGUAGAGACCAAUAAAGACACCAAUAAUAAGAAGAAAAGGAAGAAGAAGAAGAAGAAAAAGAAGAGUAACAAUAACGGAAAGAAGAAUUCAGCUGAUGAUGAGGCCGUAGCCAAUGGGCCUCCUCGAGAAGUUCGGGAGGAUGAGCAGAUGAGUAAGAGUGCAGUGCCUGCUGCCUCGGAGCAGGAGGGGCCGAAAUCUAUGCCGCAGGGAGUAAUCUCUAUUAGCUUACCCGGCCGUCAGGAGGAGGAGGGCCCCACCGAUGGAUUUUCGAAGAUCGAGAGCGCUCAGCCCGCGCUGUCCCAACAGGGCAAUCAAGUGACAGGUGCGAAGAGGAGGAAGUCCGGCUGUGUUAGAAGGUUCAAGGUGGAUUCGGUGCAGAACGGUGCGGAGAGAGGCGGGAGAGGUGAGAAGGCUGGGAAUGAAGAUGUCGAUUCCACUGAAGAUGACACCGGCGACAAGAACAAGCUGGAUGAGUGUAGUAACCAAGUUUCUAUCACCAAAAUCAUUAAGCCUGUGCGGUACUUCGCUUCCAUUACAAAUGACGUGCAAGAAGUGUCCAUAACAUUCAAGGCGCUCAGGUCUGAUGGGAAAGAAGUGCUGGUGGAUGACAAGGAACUGAAGGCCAAUUACCCGCUGGUGCUAAUUAACUUCUACGAGCAGCAUAUUCGGUAUAAUCCGAAUUCAUGAUGAAUUGGCGGAGCAAGUCGAGCAAAUCUGAUGCAGAAUCUGCGGGUCUCGUUGUACCCAUCAUAUUGCUUGCGGAGGCAAUUUUGUAGCAGGCAUUGUGUUUUCCCUUUUGAGUAGGACAACGCCCGCGUAUUAUUCGCCUGGGUAGCUUUUAUUUGAUCUUCUAAUUCGUCUGUUCUGCGGCUGUCGGAACAAUCUUCUCUGUGAAAAGUUCUUUGUAGUGAGUGGCUCACCUUGUUAUAGUAGUAUAGUUUGGGUACCAAGGCAACAAGAUGAGAUAAACUGAGUGCUGUAAUCUAUAUAUAUAUUUUUUUCCAAUUGUGACAUUUCUUGUAAAUCAUCUUUGGUCAUUCUAAUGGUCCCUAUGUCUGAAGGAUAAUGGACUGGUUAGCUUGUAAAUGCAAUUUACUUUGUUGCUAAA